Molecule: messenger RNA, 594 nt
Organism: Aphanomyces invadans
Lineage: Eukaryota; Oomycota; Saprolegniomycetes; Saprolegniales; Verrucalvaceae
Exons: 1
Coding region: 120-425 (101 amino acids)
Source: RefSeq, a predicted model, not a curated record
CCACGUCCUUGGAUUAUGGCGGCAACAUUCAGGCACGAGUUGGGAUUUCGGAUACGGUGUCUCGUAUCCGGUAGUAGAGUCGCCAGUUCCGGAGAUCCAAGACAGUCGUGCUCAGGUCGAUGGACGUCGCAGGCUGGGCGUCCAAAGCCCUUCAUCGACACGGCCGUACUCUUGCACUAUACAUGUGGGCAUGGAUGGCCGUGAUCCAGAUAGUCCAAGUGGCGGUGCUCAUGCAAUGGCAGCCGCGGCUACGAGAGUUCUUGUCAUUUGAGUUGGCAUGCGUUGUCGUCGACCGUGCUUGGUGCACCACCACUACAUCCCAUUGGAAUGCCACUGCAACCGAUUUCCAAGGCCACGAAGAUGAAUCAUGCUUGGCGAUCACGAAGCAUUCCCACACGAAAGUGGUUUGCACCAUAUCGAUAUGAACACGAUUUUGCAAUCUGAUGAAGGCCAACGUAUAUCCGUGGUUGUUGUAUUAGUGCGAGGUAGGUAGAUACCAUUAAGUAGGCUUCGUCGAAGUUGCACGAAUGACCGACAGAGCACACUGCGCAUUCAGCGUCAAAGGGGGCCUGCUCCAUAAAGUAUUCAUCCAUC